This is a messenger RNA of Trichoplusia ni (cabbage looper), 1367 nucleotides long. It is a transcript of the gene fbp, whose product is annotated as fructose-1,6-bisphosphatase 1. The transcript is spliced from 6 exons. Gene Ontology annotation, molecular function: fructose 1,6-bisphosphate 1-phosphatase activity. Gene Ontology annotation, cellular component: cytosol; cytoplasm. Gene Ontology annotation, biological process: sucrose biosynthetic process; fructose 6-phosphate metabolic process; fructose metabolic process. The record is from RefSeq and is a predicted model, not a curated record. Lineage: Eukaryota; Metazoa; Arthropoda; Insecta; Lepidoptera; Noctuidae. Bases 136 to 1146 code for a protein of 336 amino acids.
ACGAAAAUACGAUUCACGGAUCGAGCAACCUUCGUUGGAAGGCACGGCCAACACUGUAAAGUGUGGAGGCCAGUCAGUCGGCGUCAGCUGACAGUGAAACACGUGUUUUUUGCUGAAUUUAACUAUCACGUCGCAAUGUCUCAGCAAGGGCCGGCGUUUGACGUCAACGCUAUGACGCUGACUCGGUGGGUCCUAGGACAGCAGAGGACCGCACCUUCAGCUACCGGCGACCUGACCCAGCUGCUGAACUCCAUCCAAACAGCUGUCAAGGCUAUACAAUCGGCCGUGAGGAAAGCCGGCAUCGCUAAACUUCAUGGUAUAUCCGGCGACACGAACGUGCAGGGCGAGCAGGUGAAGAAGCUGGACGUGCUGUCCAACGACCUGUUCAUCAACAUGCUGAAGUCCUCCUACACCACCUGCCUGCUCGUCUCCGAGGAGAACCCUACCGUCAUAGAGGUUGAAAAUGAAAGGCGCGGCAAAUACGUGGUAUGCUUCGACCCCCUGGACGGUUCCUCAAACAUCGACUGCUUGGUUUCAGUCGGCUCCAUCUUCUCUAUUUACAAAAAGACAUCGGCAGGCGAGCCCUCGGUAUCGGAUGCCCUAAAGCCUGGUAACGAGCUCGUCGCUGCCGGGUAUGCGCUGUACGGUUCCGCUACGAUGCUGGUGCUGGCCCUCGGCAAGGGAAAGGGCGUCCACGGCUUCAUGUACGACCCUUCGCUUGGAGAGUUCAUCCUCACAGACCCUAACAUGAAGAUUCCUGAAAAGGGCAACAUCUAUUCUAUUAAUGAAGGUUAUGCGGCUGAAUGGGAAGCCGGUCUGAAGCAGUACAUCGAUGACAGGAAGCAGCCAAAGACAGGCAAGGCUUAUGGCGCGAGAUACGUCGGCUCUAUGGUGGCCGACGUUCACAGGACUAUCAAAUAUGGCGGCAUCUUCAUGUACCCUGCUACCAAGUCCGCGCCAAAUGGAAAGCUUCGUCUACUCUACGAAUGCAACCCCAUGUCGUUUAUCGUGACUGAAGCUGGUGGUCUCGCGUCCAAUGGUAAGAUCCCGAUCCUCGACAUCGUCCCCACUGGCAUCCACCAGCGAGCGCCAUGCUACCUCGGCUCCAAGAAAGACGUAGAAGAAUUACUUCAGUACCUGAACUAAAUACAGGAACUUUUUUGAUUCCGAUGUAACACGAAUGGGUACGAAGAUUUCCGAUGUACCAUAUUAAAUGCUACCUAUUAAAUGAAGAUUUUGAAACGUGUGCGUCAUGAAUUGAAAUUGCGAUUAACCUGACUAAAGUGAAUUAUUAUGAUAUACCGAAUUAUUUUUAUAAUGGUGACUAUUUUUGUUGUUGUUAUCCUUAUUAUAUAAGAAAGACUGAA